Molecule: messenger RNA, 1840 nt
Organism: Bactrocera dorsalis (oriental fruit fly)
Lineage: Eukaryota; Metazoa; Arthropoda; Insecta; Diptera; Tephritidae
Product: enkurin
Exons: 2
Coding region: 469-1320 (283 amino acids)
Cellular component (GO): acrosomal vesicle
Molecular function (GO): calmodulin binding
Source: RefSeq, a predicted model, not a curated record
UACAUUAGAAAUAAAUUCGAAGAAAUAUUUCGCUUACCUGUCGCACAUGUUCACUGUGUGAAGAACGAACGCAAAAUGGAUUUGUGUGUCCUGUAUGGGCGAAACGAAUUCACACAGAUCGAACGCACAUGUGGUCGUGUAUGGGCCCUAUUAAACUUCGACUUAUCGAGGUUUCACUUCACUUUAAGUUACCAAGCAACAAAGUGAACCGUUUCUUUGGUUUCAAAUAAAUUUAUUGACUUAACCCAACAACUUCUCCGAAACGAUAAAUUUCGAUUGCUUUGGCAACAAAUUAGUUGAAAGUAUUCAAAUCAAGCUUUCAAAGAGUCAGUCUGUGUCAACGGUUUAUAUUUUGUAGAAAAUUUUUGAUACUUGCAAAGCAAGCAAACAUUUGCUUUUUAUCUUAAUCCAUUAUAUUUUAACUGAAGAAGUAUACUUUUUGAACCGAAAUAAAAAAAUCAGCAGAUUAUGUCGCUUGUCUAUAUAACGCGUCACUAUGAGAAUAUCAAAAACAUCGAAAGCACCGCCGAAUAUUAUCAAUUCAUGAAGGGCAACUCUACGAUAAAACCUAGACGGUCUUGUAGAAAGAAGGACAAGUCCGGAGCUGUUAUAAAAUUGUCAGAUGGUAAGAGGUUAUUGACCGAUUCUAAGAAGAGUGAGCACAAAACAAUGGGCUACAGUGCGACACCGCUACGGGAACCGUGCGAAUUCCUGCGCAAAAAUGGUGGCGUCAAGUGGCAAAGAAAACGCGAUCACACUUGUCCUAAACGAGAUGAACCUGUACUACCGGUGCCACGCUUGGAAGAUCUGAAGAAAGAGAAACGAGACAAGGAGAAGAAAAAAGUAAAUUUUAUUAAGAAGAACGCGCAGUGCAUUAAAAAUGCGCCAGCCAAAUGGCAUUCACCGAAGUAUAUUGACUUCCAUACAGGCACGCCACGUAAAUUGCUAAACUCCGGACUAGUUCCACAAUAUGUUUGUUCGGAAGCAUAUGGCAAAGUGCCUUGUUACUUGCGUUUGUAUAAAAAGCUAGUGACGGAUAAACCCGAAGUAUGUAAGAUUGAACAAGUGCAACUAGCAGAGCGUUGCAAGUUCAAGGAUGCCAGUAUUCGUCAGUUACCAUUGGAGGAGAGGGAUAACAUUUUAAAGGGUCUUAAGCAGCAUUUUAAUAAUGUCUUCAAAGCUUACCAAGCGGGUUCUUUGUUAAUUGACACAAUUUCAAAGCGUUUAAGGAAAUCGAAUUUGGAAAAGGAAUUACGUCAAUUGGAACACGACAUUUUUCUUCUAGAGUCUAAUCCAAUCAUAUAUGUAUCUGAAUAUUAAUCGUCAAUAAAAUGGCCCCAACUGUCCAAUUUCUGCAAAAGCUAAUGUAUUAAUAUUGAAAGAAUUCGUCUAAGGUUAGCGACAUUUCUUACAAACACACAAAAAACUGCCAAAUUAUUUUGGCGUGCCCGUCUGUCUGUCUGUAUUACGCGCGAGUUAAGGAACGUAUUCCUUAUAAUAGUAACAAACAACAAAACAACCUAUUGUUUCCGAAAACUGAAUGCAGCAAAACAACCUUAAGUUGUAACAAUUGAAAUGCACUAUCACUACAACAAACAAUCCUAAACAAAGAAGUAUCAAAACAACUUGAGUUUGAAUACCACAACAACCUUAUCUUAAAACAAAGAAAAUGUAUCUAAGCAAACAAUAUGUAAACGAACCUAAACAACUAAUAUAAUCUGUAAACAAACAAUACUAACUAGUAAUAAGUAAACAUACUAGUUAGUAUAAAUAGAAGUUAAAACCAUGUAAUAACUUAGUCUUAAGAGUAUAAAUAAAGAGUACACAUUUCGGUGCAGCU